AUGGGAGGCUUUCCAUGUUCUCUUUGCCAGCAACAGGGACAGUUUGGGAAGAAGCUGGGCAAUGAAUCUUUCCCCCAUGCGAUGGGCAAGACGGUGCUGCAGAUGAUGCGGGGCAUGGGGCAACAGAUUCCCAUGCUGCCCCAUGGAUUCACCGUAUUCCUUUUCUUGGGCUUGAAUUUUACUUUGGAACUGAAGAACAUAACCCUUGUUAAUGUCAGUGCCAAGACUGUGCCUAAGAUAUCGGAGACAGGAAUGUCAGUCUCUAUUCCAGUUCCCAAAGAAGCUGCCAAUUCUCAGGUUGCCUUUGAUUCUGUUGUCUUGCAACUUACAAAUAUUACAGCAGGGACAACCGAAGCUCUGAUCAUUCGAAAAGGAGUAUAUGGCUCUAUAACAGUUGUCUGGAGCUCUGGAUAUCCAGCUGGCCUUAAUCCAGAAUACCUUCGCCCAGGGUACAUUACUCCAGCAUCUGGCACUGUUAUAUUUUUAAAUGGUGAACAAAGCAAAACUAUUUUAUUUCAUGUUGUCCCAAAUCCAAGUAGUCCAGAGGUGUUUGCUGUGCAUCUCUCAGCAGUGUAUAGCAAUAUAUCUGGGGGAGCUCACCUAAGGUAA
Anolis sagrei ordinatus is the source of this 609-nucleotide messenger RNA. The record is from RefSeq and is a predicted model, not a curated record. NCBI's taxonomy places the organism in Eukaryota, Metazoa, Chordata, Lepidosauria, Squamata, Anolidae.